This is a messenger RNA of Geodia barretti, 2960 nucleotides long. NCBI's taxonomy places the organism in Eukaryota, Metazoa, Porifera, Demospongiae, Tetractinellida, Geodiidae. The record is from the annotation of a GenBank genome assembly.
AAACUCCGUAAUCUUUCCGCUCACCAAUUCCACUACAAAGACACGCUCGAGUGGAUUCACAUUAACGAACAUUCCGCAAAUUGCUGCAGCCCCACAAACCGGUUAAUAAUGGAGCCUGCCCCGUUUGAAACGGGACGGCCCGGAAUCAGUAGCAGAUGGAGCCAGGUUAGCAAGGGGCACGGGCUCUCCGACUCGGACAUCAUGGGCCGACAGAGAUACUUUGAAAAUUCAAGAAAUCCGGAAGUGGUGCAGGGGGUUGUGAGUCGAGUCAGCAACCCAAGCCUCCCGCCAGCUGGUUGCUCCAGUCACGUCCUCCGUAAUUUCCUCCAGGAGCAACAGAAGAUCGUGUCGGGGUUCAGGGCUCAGCCAUGGCCCAUGCAGAUGAAGAUAGCGGCCGUCAAGAGUCACAAUGGGAAUAUCAACAAACACACCUCACAGCUGAAGAUGGCAGACUACUGCAGGUCUUGUGUGAGCAAGGUGGGGAGGAAGGUUCGUCUAAAGCUACAGGUCCUGUUAGAAGUGAUGACUCUCUGGAGAUCCAUCAUCAAACAUAUUGAGGGUCAAUCAGGUACAAGUGUGGCCUCUUUCUUUGUGUUUCUUCGCUGGCUGUGUGCCCUCAACUGCUUCCUGUCUCUCCUCAUCCUCUUCUUCAUCAUCAUACCCCAGGCCAUCUUUGGUCACGGACUGGACGUGCCUCCUGCAGUCAGAGAGAACGGAACUGCUCUAUCAUUUCUAUUGGACGGGAAGGGGUACCUCCUGGAGUACUCUGUACUGUUCUACGGGUACUAUGACUCUGGACAGAAUGAACCGUACGGAGCUCCUCCCCCAAACCCGGAGCCUUACCUCUCUCCUCUCCACUACAAGCUCCCUCUGGCCUAUGCACUCGUCAUCCUGGGGGUCUUUGUCUUCUACUGCAUCGCCAUCCUUAUCAAAAUGGCCAUCAAGUACAGGACGCUGCAGAAGGCGUCAGUGGGCGAGCGAUUCCCUUUUUCGUGGCUGGUUUUCAACAGCUGGGACUUUGCCAUCACGAAGCCUGCCACUGCCACCAGCAAGAUGCUCGACAUCACCAUCUCACUCAAGGUCUGGGCAACAAACAUGAUCUUACCGCCUUCUAUCGUCCUCACUGCUCUACAGGAAACUCUGGCAGAAACCAGACAAACAGUAGAACAUAAACUAAAGAUCGGAGUGAUGUUGAUGAGGGUGUGUACAAACCUCCUCAUCUUCAUCACCCUGGCCGGGACCAGCUACGCCAUCUACCUCGCUGUCGACAAUGCAGAGGCCAAAGUUCACCGCCGAGACUUCCACGGGGCCUUCAACAGCGGAACACAAGGAUUGGUUCUUUUCCUGGCCUCCUUUCAGGUCCAAGGAGUGGUGACAGCUCGUAACCUGGCCCUGCCCUACAUGUUCCAGAUGGCAGAGUGGCUGGAGAAUUUCCACCCUCGAACGGCGCUCAAAAUGAGGCUGUUUAGACUGUUCCUCCUCUACCUCUCUUCCCUCUACGUCCUCAUCAUCUCUCUCUUCAGCCUCAGCUCUCAGUGUGGAGGAGGAGGGGGAGGGGAAGAUGGGCGUGGCUGUUGCUGGGAGAACAACAUAGGGCAGGAGCUGUUCAAGCUGAACCUGACUCACCUCCUGGCCGACACGGCCACCAUGACUGUAGACGUGUCUCGCUGGGUCCUCCCAAAGAUACCACACAUGGGGAAGCUGGGAAAACUGGCAGAAAUGAUAGGACCGACAGAAUUCCGACUGGCCGACAAUGUCCUCAAACUGAUCUACGGACAGGCUCUGGUCCUGUUGGGAGUCCUGUUCUGCCCCCUCCUCCCCCUCAUCGGCCUCGUCAAGUACAUCUUCAUCUUCUACUGCCGCUCAGUGGUCGUCUACUACUGCAACCAGCCGCCGCGAAACGUAUUCCGCGUGUCCUCGACUCUCAAUUUCUAUCUGGGCAUCCUCCUGGCCACUGCCCUCCUCUGCUCAUUCCCAGUGGGGUAUGCCAUGUUCAGCAUCUCUCCUUCCAACACCUGCGGUCCAUUUAGAGGGCUGGAGAACAUGCUGUACAUACUCCUGGAUGAUAUAGACACCUGGCCGCAAGUACUCCAGAUAGCCAUUGACAACAUGAGGACAGCCACUGUCAUUGUCCCUAUCCUUGCUCUACUGGGGCUGCAGAUCUACUACUAUGCAGUGAUGUCCAGUGCUCUGAAGGAAGUUAACAAGGACCUGAAACUCCAACUCAGAAUGGAACAUGCUGACAUAAGAGAGAAGUUGGCGCAGUUUCGCCAGCCUCCUCCGCUGGCCUUCGGGGCUCCCGGCCAGCGCCACCUCCAGCUGCAGCAGGCCCUGGAGUCCCAGCAGAUCUCGGAGCGCAGGCUCUCCCUCCACCAGAACCCCAUGAUGGCAGAACCAGACACCCCUCACCAUCAUCACACCUCUCAUCCUCCCCCCAGUCACCACCCUCACCAACAACCCUCCCAUCCUCACACCAACGGUCUUCUAGAUCAAAAUGAGCAGCAGCAGACUCCUGUAGUUAAACCACCACCAAUGCUAGCAUCAAGCCACACCCACCACUGAAUCACAUGAUCAUCGCAUGACUGAUACAAAUAGAUACUGUGUGGUUAUGUGUAUGACAGAUGAUAUGAUGUUGCGAAGAAAUGGCAAAGUCAGUUACACCGUCUCUUUCUCCUCUUCGUCCACUUCCUCCCCAAUCUCCCCACCCUCACUACUCCACUUACACUCAUCCCCACUUUCCCACCCCUCCUCCUCCCUCUCCUCCCCCUCCUCGGGGUCACUGGGGUCGUUGCCGUGAGUACAACCACCCACACUUCCCCCAGACUCCUGACCCCGUGUGAGCCCCUGUUGUUGCAGCUCAAUCAUCUCCUUCACUUCAGGAUGCUCCUUCCACUUGUCUGAAAUGAGGCGUACUGUUAAAUUUGGUCCAUUGCCAAGAACGUCAUUCCGACAUUAGCUGC